Molecule: messenger RNA, 2454 nt
Organism: Mya arenaria
Lineage: Eukaryota; Metazoa; Mollusca; Bivalvia; Myida; Myidae
Product: BSD domain-containing protein 1-A-like
Exons: 9
Coding region: 30-1751 (573 amino acids)
Cellular component (GO): cytoplasm
Source: RefSeq, a predicted model, not a curated record
CACGGAACCAAUAACAAUAACACACAGCAAUGGCGGAGAAAGAAAAAGGUUCAUCAGAGGCAGGUAGCUGGUGGGGUGGGUUGCUAGCUGCUGCCAAACACCAGACAGAGAAGGCGAUGGAAAUGGUGAGUACUGACCUGGCCGAGUUCACCUCCACAAUGCAGAACGACACCAAGAAGGUGGUCGAGAAAACUAAAGAAACGCUUCAGACGAGUGGUGAUGAGGUAGAAGGACACACUGCAAGUGACCGGGUGAAGCAUGGUUUCUUCUCCCUCAUGGAAGGGAUCACAAAGGCCCUUACUGUGGACCCUGAGGACACUGAACCCGCCAGGUUGCCCCCUCCCCAGCCAGGGGAUGGCAUCUUUGACAGGGCUAAGGCAAGGCUCAGAGCCAUACAGGUGGACACAGGGACAUAUUUGAAUGACCCUUCAGGAUCCUCACAGCUGUAUGCUGAUUGGUUGAAGUCUUUUGACAUCGAGGCUCACAAGGGUGAAAUCUCUGAACUUCUGGUGUCCAUGGUGGAAGUUAGAUCCCUGUACACAACACUGGUUCCUUCUGAGGUGUCGCACCAGGAUUUCUGGCGACGGUAUUUCUACAAGCUGUACCAGCUGAGUGUAGAUGAGGCACGGAAACAGGCCUUGAUGAGGCGUGCAGAGCGGGCAAAUGUUAAAGAUGAGUCUAUCAGCUGGGAUGAAGAAGAUGAAUGGAGUGGAGAUGAAGAUGGCCCCCGACUUGAACCAGCUAGAGAAGACCCUUCUUCUAGACUUCAGCCUGGUAGUGUUGGUGCGGAUAAUGAUGAUAUGCCGAGUGGAAAAUCUGGAGAGCAUGAAAAUAAAAAAGCAGAGCAGACGGAUGGAGAUAUGGGUGCUGUAAAAGACAAACCAAGUGAGGUAGAAGCUUCCAGUCAUGUCAAGUUGAAAGACACUAAAACUAAAAAGAACGUUAAUGUACAAAGAGCAAUGAAGAGUGGUGAUAGGACUGUUUUUGCUGAGCCAACUAAUGUAAACCAAGACAAAGUUAUUCAAACCUCUGAAAUUAGUGUUAAAUCAGUUGUCAUCGCGCAAGAAAAAUCUUCAGAGGUUGAAACACAAGUAAAAGGACAAGUUAAUGACAACAGUGAGACAUCUGUUAUAGCAUGUGACACAAACGAUGACAAAACUGUGAACGAUACCCACAAAAGAGAAGAUGAGAUUACUGUGGUUAAGGAAGUUACAGAACCAGUGAAUGAGAUGACUGUGGUUAAGGAGGUUAAAGAACCAGAGAAUGAGAUGACUGUGGUUAAGGAGGUUACAGAGCCAGAAAAUGUGAUGACUGUGGUUAAGGAAGUUACAGAACCAGAGAAUGAGAUGACUGUGGUUAAGGAGGUUACAGAACCAGAGAAUGAGAUGACUAUGGUUAAGGAAGUUACAGAACCAGUGAAAAACGUUACAGAGGUGACCGAGAGUAUGGCCACAGGUACCAGUAAGAUGGCCACUGAUGUGAUUGGAGUGAUAGAAGAUGGUAUAGGGGCGUUGAAGACUAAAGUGAAGGGUGAUAUGGUGGUGGUCGGGGACAGGAUAUCACCAUCAUCAGAGUCCAGUGAAAAUAAGGAGUCAGUGACAGAGGACUGGGAGCAAGACUUUGACGAUGUUGAGGUGACGGCAGAAGACCUGCAGGCUGCCCACCAGCUGGCGGAGAAACUCAACAUGUCCGCCACUGAGUACAACACUCUCACUGGAGAGGAGGAGGAAGACUGGGAAAACUGGGAAUGACCUGGCGUGGUCAGGGGCUGGUACCUAGCUGGGUUUGGUACCAGCAUUUUAAAAUGACGGCGAAAAGAUGACUAUAUGCAAAAUGAUAACACUUCAAAUCAUUGCAGACCAAAUUUCCUGUGUAUGAUUUUUGUUCUCAUAAAUGUUACUUUUUAAGUGUACAUUAUGUUUAUUGAACUGUUUAUUUGGGCAUACAUUUGUUUUCCCCCACAUGCUUGGUGGAUGGGAUUGGCUGUGUAUGGUGGGAAAACAUUCACUGAUAUUAUAAUCAUGAGUGUGUGAAUGCUAUAUUGUUAUUAUUGUUAUUGACCUGCUUCUGUGAUAUGUUGGGAUUAUGUAAUAUAUUGUUUUGAAUCAUGGUGAAAUUAUACGCAGAAUUAUUAUUCGUUUUGUUCAACAAGAACCACUGUCCAGUAAGAACAACUUUAAGUAUAUGAAGGAGCUGAUUGAUAUUGUGAUUUAUUUCUUGUUUAAUGAUUAUCUUUUGAUGGGUAUCUAACAUUCACAUGUAGAUGACAUAUAAAUACUCAUUCUUACUGUGUUAUGAAAAGAUUGUGGUUUCCAGUAUAUUUUGUUCAAAAUUUGAAUUGUACAACAUGAAAAUAUAAGAUUUAUAUCAGGCACUGAAUUAUUAUUUAAGUCAUUGCAAUGGUUUCAGUUGGUAUGCGUUAUCUACAUUGAUUAAAAUAAAGCAUUAACAGUC